This is a messenger RNA of Anolis carolinensis (green anole), 1905 nucleotides long. It is a transcript of the gene cavin4, whose product is annotated as caveolae associated protein 4. The coding region runs from base 428 to 1576 and encodes 382 amino acids. Gene Ontology annotation, biological process: regulation of gene expression. NCBI's taxonomy places the organism in Eukaryota, Metazoa, Chordata, Lepidosauria, Squamata, Anolidae. The record is from RefSeq and is a predicted model, not a curated record. Gene Ontology annotation, cellular component: caveola; cytoplasm. The transcript is spliced from 2 exons.
AAAUACUGAAUUUCCUUCCUCCCACACCUAAGAAAAGUGCUUAAUUAAAACAAAAACAACAGUGUCUAUUAACAACAUGCCACUUCAUUCGUCAGCUUAAUUAGUAAGUUGCUUAACAGCUACCGGAUUAAAUCAAGUACAUUCUUUGGUAGGGAAAUAUAUGUUCCUUCCCCAGCAUUGCUUCCUAAUUUUAGAGGUUUCGUGUUGCAGAAAACAUUUGAACAAUCAUGCGUGGAUAUUUGGUGGGUAUAAAUAUUUGACAGGUCUCCUGGGGUGGAGUUUCAGACCCUGCUUUUGAACAUUCCCCUAAAGCCAGCUGCCGAGAAACCCUCUUGCGCUGGUGCCAGGAUUGUCCCACUGGAGUUUGAACAGCUGUCAUGCGGAGUUUAUAUUUCAGCUCCUGUAGACUCCUCUGAAGACGGGCGAUAUGGAUCAUCGCACGACCACCUUGGAGGCAGAUAAGAUCCACCAGAAUCGCCUGUCGAAUGUUACGGAUGACGACGAAGAGCAAGAUGCAGCCUUUACCAUUGUUAGGGUCUUGGACAAGGUGGCCACCAUUGUGGACAGUGUUCAGGCAAGCCAGAAACGCAUCGAAGAAAGGCACCGGGAAAUGGAGGAUGCCAUCAAGACGAUUCAGAUUGACCUCCUGAAGCUUGCCCAGGCGCAUGGCAGCACUGCCUACACUGUCAACAAGCUGCUGGAGAAAACCCGCAAAGUGAAUGCUCGCGUCAAGGAAGUGAGAGCACGGGUGGAAAAGCAGAGUGCCAACGUGCGGAAGGUCGAGGCCAAACAAGAGGAAAUGUUGAGGAAGAACAAGUUUCGUGUUGUCAUUUACCAGGAGAACAUUAAGUGUCCAUCCUCUGUAUCGGUCAUCAAUGACCAGACACAAGGAGAAGAUUUAGAAGAUGCCUUCUGUCCACCUGAUGAUCUUUCUUCUGAUGAAGAGUAUUACAUGGAAGAAAGCAAAGCAUCCCGGUUCAAGAAAUCGGGCAUACGGCGCAUCAACAAUAUCAAAAAGGCCUUUUCAAGAGAGAACCUGCAGAAAACUAGGCAAAAUUUUGGCAAUAAGGUCGACAGGCUUCGCACUAGAAUCGUAACACCAGAGAGGAGAGAGCGAAUAAGGCAGUCAGGAGAGAGGUUGAGGCAAACUGGGAUACGGUUCAAGAAAAACAUAUCGAAUGCAGCCCCAACCAAGGAGACAUUUAAGAAGCACAAGAAAACCAAGGAGCAAGCAGCAACUGAAAGUCCAGAAGAGAUCCAAGAGUCUGCUGUUGAUACAGCUGAUACGGCAGUGGAAAGUGGAGAUACUGAACCAGUUAGUGAAGAAAUUUCCUACACAGAGGUGAUCACUAAAGUGAAGAAAAACAAAAGCAACGGAUCAAAAGGUCCUCAAGUAGAAAACAAGAUUGUGUUGACCCCUGAUAAAAUUGUGCUCAAGCCAGAAGUCAAAGUGAUGACACCUGAAACAGUCAUGCUCAAACCAGAAGUAAAAGUUACUCCUGGAAAGAUCACACUGAAACCACAGGCAAAAGAGGAGGAGGACGUUCUUCUACUGGAUUUAAAGCAAUCAAUUUGAGUGACUAAAAUUUGUCCACUGUUCUGGUAUCACCAUGACAAGGAAGGGAGGAACUCUGUUUACAACAGUGGUUUUGAAACUUCCCUCGUGGAUCCCUGUCACUUUUUCUGUCUUCUGAGCAAACCUUAAACCUCGUCCACACAUUGUAAAGGAUUCUGGGGCAUCAAGAGUAUGUUUUCUGUUCAUGUGGGAGGUCUGAGUGGUCUGUUGGACUAGAUAUCAAAUAAGGACAUACUCUAUGAAAAUCUCCCCAUUGCAACCUGGUAUUCUUCAGAUUGUGUUUGGAACCCUACUGGAUAGUCUCAACUAAAGUAUGUUCUUUCAAUUAA